UAGCACAUCUUUUCAGAACAGUUGGUCAGAUUGGCCUAUCGGCCAAAAUAAUGCUAAAAAAAGCUAAAGAACAGGCUAAGAACUGAGUUUUCAUUUAUAUUUCACGUUUAUUUACGCCUCCGUGGGAUGUACACACGAACGAGCAGCCGUGCCGCGGAGUAGACACUGUGCCCCGCUAACGCGAAUCCCCGAGAAGCCCCGCCAUCGCAUCGCCCGCGAUUUGCGACUUGCGCCCUGCGAUUGAGCAGCUGCAGCGGAUCCCGCCGAUCCCUCAGAUCCCGCCAUGGGGCUCGACUUCGACGCCGUGGAGUACUGCAAGGGCGUGAAGAGCCAACAGGCCCAGCCCCCGUUCGCCUGUCCCGUGCGCGGCUGCGAUCGCAGCUACAAGACGAUCAUGGGCCUCCAGUACCAUUUGAUGAAGUACGACCACGACAAUCCCCAGCCCCUCACGCCUGUGCUGACGCCGAGCCGGAAAAAGGCGCGCUCCCGCUCCGGCGCACACCACUCGACGCCUCGCCCCCUCAAGGAGCAGCCUCAGGCCGGCAGCGGUGCGUCAGACGCCAAGAAUGGCUGCUCCUCGGCAGGCGGUGGCGCCGGAGGAGGAGGAACAGCAGGAGGAGGUGCCGGGCGGCUGUACGCCAAUCCCGAAUCGCUGGUUGCCUACAACGAGGAGGAGGCUACAGUGACGUUUAAUCUUGACGGAAAGAGCGUGCGCCUGGGCAUCGACGAUGCCCUGCCGGUCGUGGAGGACGAGGAGUUUGCCGCCCUGGUUACCAGGGGCUGCAUCCUGAACGCUGACGCCCCGCCACUAGAGGAGAACGCACCUUGGGCUCGAGUCCAGGUGCCUGUCGCGAGGGUGGCCGAGAUUCCGGACUACCGAGUGCCUGAUGCCCCGCCGCGGCCGCUGGCCUACUACCGCUUUAUCGAGAAGUCGCUGGAGGAGCUGGACGGCGAGGUGGAAUACGACGUGGACGAGGAGGACUCCGCCUGGCUGGAGCACAUGAACGAGGAGCGGCAGCGGCUAGGCCUCAACGCCGUUGGCAUUGACACCAUGGAGCUGCUGAUGGACAGGCUAGAGAAGGAGUCGCAUUUCCAGGCAGCGGCCAACGGCACACCGACUGGCGUCGAGGUGGACGACGACGCCGUCUGCUGCAUUUGCCUGGACGGCGAGUGCCAGAACACGAACGUGAUACUCUUCUGCGACAUGUGCAACCUGGCGGUGCAUCAGGACUGCUAUGGCGUGCCGUACAUCCCCGAGGGCCAGUGGCUGUGCCGGCGCUGCCUGCAGUCGCCCAGCAAGCCCGUGAACUGUGUGCUCUGUCCGAAUGCAGGCGGCGCCUUCAAGCAGACGGAUCACGGCCAGUGGGCGCACGUUGUGUGUGCCCUGUGGAUACCGGAAGUUCGGUUUGCCAACACCGUCUUCCUGGAGCCUAUAGAUUCCAUUGAGACCAUUCCCCCUGCCCGUUGGCGGCUCACCUGCUACGUGUGCAAGGAGAAGGGCCUGGGCGCGUGCAUUCAGUGCCACAGGCACAGCUGUUAUGCCGCUUUCCACGUCACCUGCGCCCAGCAGGCGGGCCUCUACAUGACCAUGGACACGAUUAAGGACGGCCAUAAUGAUUCCUCCAUGCACGUACAGAAGUUUGCCUACUGCCACUCCCACACGCCAGCGGACGCCAAGCUUAAGAUGAACGUCCCGGACUUUGAGGACACGCGCCACAAGAUGCGAGAAGCCCGCAAAGCUCUGGCCAAGAAGCGCUCGACGGCGCCGGUGGUGCUCAUUCCGACGAUUCCGCCCGACCGCGUCCAGGAGAUUGCCACCAUGGUGACGAUGCAGCGCAAGAAGGAGUUCCUUGACCGCAUUAUUGCGUACUGGACGCUCAAGCGGCACUACCGCAACGGCGUGCCGCUGCUGCGACGAUUGCAGAGCCAGGGCAAUAACCAUGGCGUGAUCCAGCGCAACGGCAUCGAGGGAUCACCGGACACGGGUGAACUUUACCGACAACUCAAGUACUGGCAGUGCCUGCGCCAAGAUCUGGAGCGGGCGCGCCUGCUGUGCGAGCUGGUGCGAAAGCGAGAGAAGCUAAAGGUGGCCUUUGUGCGCAUCUCCGAGGAGGUGGUAAUGCUGCAGCUUAAUCCGCUGGAGUCGGCGUUGGGCAAGUUGCUGGACUCGCUGGAGGCGCGUGAUACCAUGGAAAUAUUCCGCGAGCCGGUGGACACCAGUGAGGUGCCCGACUACACAGACAUUGUAAAGCAGCCCAUGGAUCUGGGCACGAUGCGGCUGAGGCUAAAGGAAUGCCAGUACACGUCACUGGAGCAGCUGGAGGCGGACUUUGAUCUGAUGAUACAGAACUGUCUGGCGUACAACAACAAGGACACGGUGUUUUAUCGCGCAGGCAUACGGAUGCGCGAUCAGGCGGCGCCACUUUUUGUCCAGCUGCGCAAGGAACUGCAGCGGGAUGGCCUUCUGGAGCGGACGCAGCGCUCGCACGUUGAUCACGUGGAGGCGGAAGUCGAGCAGGAGCUUCGCCAGCUUCUGUCGGCGCCGGCCAGCGAAGAUGUUGUCCAGAAAUUGCUGAUUCUCGCCGACAAGUCACAGGUGUUGAAGAAUCCCAGUUACCGCACCAAGAAGAUCAAGCAGAUCCGCUUGGAAAUCACACGGAUGCGCAAGAGUCUUCAAAAGGCGCGCUUUGCCGCACGUUACUCAUCCCACGCUAACCAAUCCCAAAGCGACGAGGAGGAUGCGGUGGGGGCUUCGCCCAUUAAGAAGCGCACGCGCAAGCGUUUGAACAGCAGCGCCAUUGAUAUGGACGUGGAGCACGAUGACGACGAUGAAGAAGACGACUCUGAUGACGACUCCAUGGCCGAGGCUGAUGGAGAGGAUACAGUGUCCAAGGAUUUGCUCAACUCUACGCAAACGCCGCCCUGCAGCCCUAUCAAGAGUCUCAACAACAGUAGCUCCCCAGUGGGGAUUAAUCGGAGAACGGCCAUAUUGCUAACCCGCAAGUCUCAGGCGGCGCUCAAGCGACCCUCUGAACCCUUGACGACGCCCGUGAAGGAGGAGCAUCAGAACUCGCAGUCCUCCAACACUCAGUCCACCAGCGGCAGCUCGUCCUCCGCCACCACGGCUGCCACAGCCGCCUCCAGUACGCCGGGCACCUUAAACCAUAUCCUGGCUGCAGCUCCGCCCUCUAACUCCGGGUUCGGGUUGACGCAGAACAGCACUAGCACUAGUGGCAGUGGAGCCCUCACGUCGGCAGCAGCACCAGUGGGUGGAUCGUCGUCGGCCGGAGCAGCAGCAGCGGCUAGCCUGGCCUCCACCGCCCUGUCGAUCAGCAGUAAGCUGGCCAUGAGUAUGGGCGGCAAGUCGCCCAAGAGGCCGGGUCGAUAUCGUCGCUUGCCAGAGCUAAGGCACAGUGCCUCCAUGUCGCCAAAGAAAUCGCCCAAUCCGGCGGUGGCACUGCCCUUGCCCGAUCCCCUGCCCUUCGAGCGCAUCCCCGACAGCUUUCGGGUGUAUCGAGCCAACAAUCAGCGGGAUGUUAGCGACAGUGAUGAUGCGCCCUCGCAGUCGAGCAGUCCGUGCAGCAGCUGCUCAGACUUUAGCAUGUCGGGCAGCUGCUCUGACUUUGACAGCGACGAGGCCAGCGACGGCGAUGCGGACGGAGACGGCGGAAGAAGCCGCAGUGAGGAGAGGGAGUCCACCUCGCAGGAUGGAACCACAGACGCUAUGGACAUGCAGCAUGCGAGUCUCAACCACACCCAGGGGAACAACAAUGGGAACAUGGCCAUCAGCAGCAGUAGCGGAGGAAGUGGCGGCAGCUCCAGUGACGACGACGACGAAGAUGAGGAGCGGCCACUUAGUGCGCGGCAGGGUAAGGCGCCGAGGCUAACCAAGCGCAGCACACCCACGCCAUCGGCAAUGGCACGAGGAGCAUCUCUGUCAGCGGCACGGGGUCGCGGCAAGCGGCGUAGCAAUCUCAGCGAGUCCACCAGCUCCACGGCCACUCCGCCGCCUCUGUUGCGGAGGGCCGGCAAGCUGCGCUCGGCCACUCCGAAUGCCUCGCCAUUGGUCAACAGCAUAAAGGCGAGGCGUAACACGAUGGCGGCUGUUACCACCACCACCACCACGACGACGAAUAAUAAUCGAAGCAGGCAUGGCGAGGAUAGCUUAUGCUCGGAUCGGCACAAUAACUCUCACGCCCAUGGCCAGAAACCAACGCUGGAGCCGCUGCAGCUGGUGUGGGCAAAGUGCCGAGGAUACCCCUGGUAUCCCGCUCUCAUUCUCGACCCCAAGACGCCCAAGGGAUUCGUUUACAAUGGCGUUCCCCUGCCCGCUCCGCCCACCGAUGUGCUUGCGCUGCGCAAGAACUGCAUGGACGACAUCGUGUUCCUGGUCCUGUUCUUUGACGUGAAGCGCACCUGGCAGUGGCUGCCUGCCAACAAGCUGGACAUCCUCGGGAUCGACAAGCAGCUGGACCAGCAGAAGUUGGUUGAGUCGCGGAAGCCGGCAGAGCGGAAGGCGGUGAAGAAGGCGUACCAGGAUGCGCUGCACUACCAGAGCCAGGUCUCGGACUUGGAGGGCCAAGGGCCCGAUCCCAUCAUGUGAAAGCUGAUGGCCCGACUGCACUUGUAGGCCACCUAGAGAUCCCUCGUAUUUUUAUAUCUCGUUUCUUGUUACUUGAUGCUCGAAGAUAGACGACGUGGACAAUGUUGAAAAAGGCCCUCCAUUAAUUAGAGUAUUUCGUUGGCGAAUUUCCAGUUUGCACUGCAAGUGUCUUUGAUUUUCGUUUGUUGGCCAAGUCACCAGGGAAACCAUUCAUUAUGUACAGUUUUUGUAAUACGCAAAGUUAUCGAAGCUAUUCUGUAUAUUAUUUGGUCGCUGUGGCCGCCCACAUGGAAUAUAUAACCUCAAGACGUUUCACGCGAAAUCAAAUCAAUGUUUAAGUUAAAUAGUUUUAAGCGAAAAAAAAGCUAAGCAAUUGUGCAUCCCAAGUUAAAGAUCGUGUAAAAACUUAAACCGCUAUAUAGAGCAUAGGAAUCGAUUACAAACUGUAUAGAUAUAGAUGUGUGUGAGUGCGAUAAGCCGAUAUAUCUCCAUAUGCUAUAGUGUACGUGUUCGUCUUGAUUUCCCAUGAACAAAUAACAUAUUAUAUAUAUUUGAUUAUUAUGAUGUAUUACGAAGAUGAGGACUACUAUUAUGACUAUUAUUAUAAUUACUGUGUGUAAUUAAUGAAACAAAAUCGUAUGCCUAAGUGGAAAGCGUAGACAAUUAAGUAUUGAAAGUAGUUAAGCCCAAAACCCUAACGCCCCGACCCCCAAGAAUCCUCCACCACACACUUACCCCAGACACCACCACCUUUGCCCUUAACAUGAUUGAAUAUUGUUUAAACUUAAUGGUAAAUUAAAUGCAGAAAAAUAAAUGUUUUAAACAAAAAA
Drosophila kikkawai is the source of this 5433-nucleotide messenger RNA. RefSeq names its product bromodomain-containing protein 140 (gene Br140). Gene Ontology annotation, molecular function: protein binding. The record is from RefSeq and is a predicted model, not a curated record. NCBI's taxonomy places the organism in Eukaryota, Metazoa, Arthropoda, Insecta, Diptera, Drosophilidae. Gene Ontology annotation, biological process: regulation of transcription by RNA polymerase II. Gene Ontology annotation, cellular component: MOZ/MORF histone acetyltransferase complex.